Molecule: messenger RNA, 2148 nt
Organism: Aspergillus costaricaensis CBS 115574
Lineage: Eukaryota; Fungi; Ascomycota; Eurotiomycetes; Eurotiales; Aspergillaceae
Exons: 1
Coding region: 118-2148 (676 amino acids)
Source: RefSeq, a predicted model, not a curated record
UGAGGAUCUAUCCGCCACAUUCCUCUUUGCUCAAGCUCAGAUGCAGUCAGCCCUCGACUGCUGCACCCCUGGAAUCCUCACCCUCCUCUUCCCCGAUCCAUCACCGCUGUCUCCCCGAUGCCACUCCGUCAACCCGCUUCCCCGCUCUCCUUGGAAACAAUCUCGCCUUCCCCGCCAGACCUCGACUCCGAUCCUCUUAUCGCUUCCGACGAUGAUCUAGAAGAAGGCGACCGGGCUGCUCGGGAUCAGCGCAUAGAGAAGCUGGCCCAGGCCUAUUGCCAUGGCACCCCACUUUUCAUCUUGUCCGCUUCACUUCGCGGACCCUUCGACAACGGAUGGACCAACCCCUGGAGGAAAGACAGGCAAAAGACUGGUGGCCAUAUACGGACAGGAGGGAAGCAUUUGGAACAUCCGGAAAGACCUAUUAUCCCAGAGACAGUGCCGCAGAAACGGCCCCUAUACCGCGAAUCGCUAGGCAUAUCUCGCUCGAAGUCUGCUGUUCCUCUUUCCGACCCAUCAUAUUCCACGAAGAAAAGAGAGUCUCAAGCUGGCACUACGGGUGAACGGUCGGCCAAACGGCCACGAGAUAGCCGUGGUCGGACAUCAAGCUCGAACAAUACACCAAAGCCAGUCGCACUGCACAAGAGGACAAUUGAGACCAGUGGACACUCGGAUGCGUUGACCCCAUUCCAGCAUACAGAGCAAAGCUGGCUGAAGAGGGACCGUGCAGAGAUCAACUUCCGGAAAGUUGAUCCACCCACUUCUCCUACAACUACGAUAUCGUCUCGAUAUCGGGAAGGAGGGCAUUACACAAUACAAGUUCCGGGCACAGAUUAUCGAGUCACAACGAAGAAUUUAAUAAAAGCUCGUACAGGCUCUCGAGACGAGACUACCUUUGACAGUCGUGUGCCGGACAGUGUCAAAGCUCAACUCACCAACAGACAUCCUGGGGUCCGACUAGAGACGGAGGAUCAUGAGAACUCAAUUUGUGUACUCUCGUCAACUUCCCACCUAUCCAAGUUUGAAUUCCGUCGUAGGAAACGCUCCGCUGAUCCGGAACAUGGCACCACCUCGCCAGUCCCGGUGCACGCGGAUGAACAGAUCUCUCACCAGACAACUGUUGUCGAAGACAGCCGGGUCUCAAGUCAGCCCGCACCAGUACCUCCAAACACAACUUCAAUGCAGGCCGUUGAAGCCGAUGUGCAUAUGAGCGAAGACAAUCCGCAUAAUCCAAUCGUAUCCGACCGUUCUGGUACUGUUGAUCACCCGGGAAACUCUCAGUCACGGAAAGUAUCAUCAACCACCACCGCUGAAGGUGUCAAUAUCAGCGAUAAAUACCCCUCUGCCCAGCGAGUGCCGGCAAAUCCAGCUCUGGCUGAAAAUGUCACCUCACUGCAAACGAUCUCCGCGGCGAAGCCCAAUUCAGAAUGCGAUAACGACACCAUUCCGGACCCACAGUUCAACACACAGGCAGCGCUCUUCCACGCGCAGAAAUCCUUCCAAAAUGAUCUGGAAAGCCAAGUUCCCAACCCAGGAGAAACUCACAACCAACCUUCAUCACCCGCCAACGACAUUACCCCCUUCCAUCGAAUGAAUACCAGCAGAGUUGGUAAAUACUCCCGAGCAAGACCCCCAGGAACUGCACAUAUGCCGAUGAGCACUCAAUGCAUCAUCGACGCCGUCACGCCCUUCACCUUUAGCACAGAAAAGAAAGCCAGGUCUCGAUUCAUUUCUCCCCAGAUGCCAUCGUCGAGUAGGAUAGAUCGGGGGACUGCCACCCCUAACACAGGCUCACCAUCAUCCUCGGAAUCGGAAGACGAGGACGAGGAUGAAGACGAAGGCGAAGACCCAACCAUCCUCCCGCUCAAAUCCCCCGCUGCCCAACAACAAACCCCAGACGACACCCAACAAAGCAGCGCAUUGCCAAUAGCUUUGUCAAACUCCCAUCCUACCACCAUCCAAGACGGCCAAGGUGUCGCCCCUGGCCCGGACAGCUUCAACCUAAGCCAGGCAAUCGCCGACGCGGGGAGCUGGUUACAGCAGAGCUUCGACAUCAAUCAUGAGAUCCAGCAGUGCAAGAGCAGCGCCAAGUCGAGACCGUCGUCUUCGGCGGGAAUUAGUCGCUCGGCGGUAACGUUGGAUAGGUGA